AUGGAUUCUAAAUGGAUGGAGGAGGAGCUGGAUGUUCUGAGGAUGGAGGCACACCAGGCCGAAAACAUGUACGAGGAUGCACUCAAGGAAAAACGGGAACUUGAGGAACAAGUACAGAAAAUGAAAUCAAUCAUCGAGGAUAAGGAAAUAAGCCGGACUGAAACACCGGAACUGUUCACCCCAACUCCUGCUGUCUCAAGCACUUUUAGUUCAAUACUAGGGAUACCAGGCACACCUGCAAACACUAGACAAACGGAGGAGACAUCCUUGGUAACCGCGAAGGAAACUAAGAAAAGUGAGGACAGAAUUAGGAAACCGAACAUUUGUCCUGACCGGUUCAGUGGAAAAGUGCCAUGGAAGGACUAUAAGGCACAUUUUCAAGCUUGUUGCGUAGCAAAUGGAUGGAAGGACAGCCAGGCUGCUGUAUUCUUAGCGGCCAGCCUUCAGGGACAGGCGUUGAAGGUGCUGGGAUGCCAACCAGAGGGGAAGGAACUUUCACUUAAGGAUCUUUUGGACAGACUAGAUCAACGUUUUGGACCAGGACAACAGGCAGAUUUCCAUCUAAUGGAGCUUCGUCAUCGUCGUCAGGGCAAGACUGAAACCCUGCAAGAGCUCGGAGCCAGUGUGAGAGAACUUGCAGCAUUGGCGUACCCGGAGUUCUCAGACAAGAGUAGAGAGAGACUGGCGAAGGGACAUUUCAUGGACGCCGUGAAAGUCAGAGAAAUCAGGGAGGGUAUUUUCCGUUCAAAGCCUGCCACCCUUGAUGAUUCGAUCAAGGCGGCGUUGCAAACACAGAGUUUCCUGCAGACAGAGGAUCGUAGGACUAGCGAUAAGGCUAGGAAGUUUGCUAGAGUACUAGAAGGCAAGGACGAAAUUACGAUGAAGGAACUGAAGGGAGAGAUAAGAGAAACACAGGAGUCCAUGGGACAAGCCUUUGGAAAAAUCCAGUCGAUGCUACAGGAUAUCAGUAAGGGUAGCCAGGAGAAACAAGUGGGUUAUGAUUCUGGACCGAGAUCUGGAAAGGGAUGGAAAGGCAGAACACAGGACGUGUGUUACAACUGCAAAGCCUCGGGACAUUUUGCUAGGAACUGUCCUGCACCAAAGAACGACAAGUGUUACAGUUGCAAGGAAAAGGGACAUAUUGCACGGGACUGUAAAGCACCCAAACGUGAACAAAACGUAGAGUCGGGAAACGACAAACAGCCUUCCCUGGGGUCCAAGGGUGGGCUGACGAUUCGAAAGGACCACAAACAAUAGGAGGAAUACCUCAGGGGAUUACACUUCCCUCAAGGGACCAAAGGAAGGGAGGACUUUAUGUGAGUGCACGUGUGAGGGGAGCAGAGACACUUAUGUUAAUAGAUACAGGGGCGACAGACACAAUAAUUUCGACGGCGGUAUACUACAAGAUACCGAAGGAACAGAGGCCAACAUUGAGCACGGAGGGAGUAGGACUGUAUGGAGCUGACGGUCACUCCAUAGAGACGAUAGGUGGAGCGUGGUUAGAGGUUCAAGUUGGGAAGACUACCUCCCCAGUGCGGGCGAUCUUUGCCAAAUUGGAGAUGGAUGGAAUCCUUGGGAUGGACUACCUCCUACCGACAAGGGGACG
This is a messenger RNA of Patiria miniata (bat star), 1606 nucleotides long. RefSeq lists its product as uncharacterized. The transcript has a single exon. The coding region runs from base 1 to 1257 and encodes 418 amino acids. NCBI's taxonomy places the organism in Eukaryota, Metazoa, Echinodermata, Asteroidea, Valvatida, Asterinidae. Gene Ontology annotation, molecular function: zinc ion binding; nucleic acid binding. The record is from RefSeq and is a predicted model, not a curated record.